Molecule: messenger RNA, 3151 nt
Organism: Spodoptera frugiperda (fall armyworm)
Lineage: Eukaryota; Metazoa; Arthropoda; Insecta; Lepidoptera; Noctuidae
Product: solute carrier family 35 member F2-like
Exons: 4
Coding region: 82-828 (248 amino acids)
Biological process (GO): transmembrane transport
Cellular component (GO): membrane
Molecular function (GO): transmembrane transporter activity
Source: RefSeq, a predicted model, not a curated record
UGCAGUGGAGUGGGGGCCGCCCUCGUUGGAGGAGCAUGGCGAGGACAGAGACUCGGAGUAGUCCAUGUUGCAGGCGCCACUAUGGGCCUCAUGGCAGUAGUCUGUGUUGUCUGGGCUGAUGUGGAAGGAGCUCCUACUGAUGGCAAGAACCAGCUAGUUGGCGACAUGCUUUGCUUAGCAGGAUCCCUCCUUUACUCCAUGGUCACAGUGCUACAAGAAAUGAUGCUCGACACACUAUCUUGCUCAGACUACCUAGCAUUCCUAGGUCUUAUAGGCAGUGUAGUAUCCUGUACCCAAACAUUUUUCCUAGAAUUUGGUGAAUUAAUGGAGUUUAACUGGUAUGACUUGGACACUAUAGUCCAACUUAGCAGUUACUGUUCUGUGCAGACAAUAUUCCAGAUAUUACAAUGCUUUAUGCUAAGGGAUGCUGGAUCUAUUAUACUGCACUUGUCAUUCUUGUCAGCGGAUUAUUAUACUCUCAUAGCCGGGAUGUACAUAUUCCAGUUUAAGUUCCACGCUCUCUAUUUCCUGUCGUAUACGCUGGCGAUGGUCGGAGUCUUCCUCUUCAGCUCGCGACCGACGCGACAACCGCCGCCGCAACCAGACAGACUGCCGCAACUAGUCAACGACUCGGUACAGUCACAGGAUAAUGUAUCUAUGGAAUACACGGUCCCGACCCUAGACUGUAUACCCAUAGAAGGUUUGGAGCCACCAAUGAGCAGAGACACGACAUUCACAUCAUUCCUAGGAGGCCCACAAACAAUUCCUAACGGCACCGUUACCUUCGCGCAAACCAACGGUGCGCAGAACUCAAAAGAGGCCUGUUAAUGUAAGUUUGUGUCGUAGGAACCUUAGAAACUUAGGCUGGAGAUUAUAAUAUGCCAUUAACUAAAAUAGCAAAGAAAAAGAAUAAAAUUAUUUGUAAAAUGGUUAUGAAAAACAAUUUUACUAACUUCAUAUUUUUCAUGAUAAUAUUUAAUAGACGUUAUACUUUCGAGCUUAUAAUAACAUGCACAAAAAAUAUCUUCAUAACUUAAAAGAAAUUUUUUUUCUCAAAUAAAAUAUAAAUUAUUUUGUGAAGGCAAUCUCCAGCUAUGGUCUAAGCUAGGAAAAUAUUUACGAAAUUGAAUAAUUAGAAAUAUUUGUAUCUUCUGCCCGUAAUUGUAAUCUUUAUGCAAAAUGCUUAUUUUUACCUAUUUACAAAUAAUAAGAUUUCUGACAGUGAACCAAAAGGUUUGACAAAGAUUUACAAUUUAUUAAAGUUCUUUUCUUAUGUAAAACAUAAAUGUUAGCAUAAUAUCACACGGAGUAUUAGAUUACUCAUUUUGUAAGGUCUAAAUAUCGUGCUAAGGUUUCACUGUCAUCUUACUAGUCAUUCUCAUGUAGACAUAAGACUGUCCGCCUUUUUUUAUUAUCAUGCCGAUAACUAGCUACAGGAUAUAGCUUCUAGAAUGAUCUAAGAACGUUCUGGAAACUGUGGCUUACAAGUCUUUUUCAAAUAACCCAACAUGAAGAUUUUGCACUCAGGAGAUAUCGCUAGUGAGUCGUAAGGUCCUAAUAGUCCCGAGUUGAUAGACAUUGAGGAAAUAAUCUAUUGGUCAAGAGACCUAUAGCUACACUAACCUUUGUUGAAAUGCACAAUAAACCAGUAAACGCAGUAAAAAAAUAUUAUAAAUUGGAUCUUACCUCUCCACAAUCCAUGAAAGUUCACUAAAAAAACACAAGACAUAUUAUAAUAACCACAGAUACAAAAUACACAAAGACAUUCAAGCAAAUUAUUAUACUUACUACAGCAUACUGUAAGAAAAAAUAAAAUCAUUUAAGAGCUAAUGAUUGGACUGGAAAGAUUUAUAGAAAUGUAAUCAUGAAAUAUUUAACCUCACAGAAUAUUAGCUAUAGAAACACCAACUACCUAGAUUACUAGUCAUUGAUAGUAUAGUCUAAUAUAUUAGCGCACAUUAAAGUUAAAUAGUUUUAGUAAUUUAUAUCUAUAUUAUGCUCCAUUUUAUUAUAACCAACUUAUUUCGAUUUGAAUGAAGGUAACGAUAACUGCCACCUGUUCGAAUUUUGACUCAAAUUUAUAUCCUCAAUAUUAAAAUAAUAGUAAUCUUUAUAUAACAUUUUGGAAUCUAGUUUCUAUAAAUUGUGAGAAAUUGUACUUAUCGAUCGUGUUUUUGUAAGUUUUAGAAAAUUUAAAUUUAGCGAAGGCUGAACGCGGAAUUACGAGUAUAAUAGUUAACAUUAGAUCGCCACAAGUCCAACAUUCAUUUUUGUAUUGAAUUAUGAUUCCUGAUUGAGCUUUAUUGUUUUAAACAUAAAUGUUAUUAUUAUGAAGCAGAGUAUUAGCGAUUUAUAACAAUUUAACAUUACCCCAGUUGUACAUUUUUAACGAAUUCCGUUCCGAUAUUAAGUAUUUAUUAGCAAAAUAUAUUUCAUUGUUGAUAUUAUUUUUAUUUCAAAUUCUAGUAUCGUUAUAACGCUCAAUUAUUAAGAGUAAGUAUUAAUAUUUCUAAUAGUGAAAAUUUAGUCCAUUAUUUAGAUAAAUCUAUCAGUAAUUGGGAUUGUCAUUGGAAUUGACUAAUUGUUCUUUUAGAAUUUGUUUUGAAACUGAAAAGAUUGAACUCUGUAAGGAAACAUGUCUGUUAACAUUUCCGUAAUAGAAAAAAAAAUGUAUAAGGAAUUAGUUUUACAUACAUAACCUCACGCCUGUCUCCCAUGGUGUUAGGAAGAGAUAGCCAAUUGCUACGGAUCCUACAUACCAUUAUUAGUUUUAUCAAACGUAAUAAAUUAUUUGGUUAAAUGUAACUUAUUGAAAGUACUAACAAAACUGCCGUUUUGUGCAAAAUUCAUCACUGAUCAAUCUUUUCAGUGUCUCAACUACAACUUGUAUAGUAUUAUAUAAAACAUUGAUAUUAUUAUUUCAUAAGAAUUUCUAAAGAAAAGGUUAUUUCACCAAUAUGAUGGUUGUGUUAUGUUAAUUGUAAUAUAUUUAAGCUAUUUAUUAAAUUGUUGCAAGUUAUUUAAACGCUAAACACAAUAUAACUAAACUAUGUAUAAAAAUUGAUUUUCUCGAAUGUAAAAUGCGAAUAAUUUAAAUAUAAUAAUAAUAUGUACUUCUAAAUUGGGACUUAAAUAUACAAUGUUUUCAUGA